AUGCCCCUCGACAUCAAUUCUGCUGUAACGGAUCCGGAAUCAAUCAGGUCAGCUCGACAUACUGUGCCCACAGAUAUGACAUCUGCUAUCAUGUCGAUCAAGAUGUACCGCAUUCGAUCCCGCAUACAUGCAGCCUUGCCAGCUUUGAGGAAUCCCGCAACCUCACGCGAGCUGACUGUAGAAUUCCUUACGGAAUUAGAGAAGUGGAGACGAAAUAUACCAACAACUCAAGGGGAUCAAGCCAUUCCUAUGCAAGCUGAGGAUCGACUGAGGUGGCGCUAUUUCCUCUGCGUCCUGUUGGUAUUGCGACCUUCCAUCAUCAAAGCCAAUCCAGGUGAUCCGACUUUGAGUCUAUGCGCUACUGCCGCUGCAGAAGCUUGUGAGCUUGACAGGACUGUUCACAAAGGUCCAGCUACAACGCAAACGACGAUCAGUGUAUGUCAUACUCUGCUAUGUGGUACAACUCUGCUGUAUUGUUUAUACAUCUCCCCAAGCGUCAUCUCCAGAAAAACUUCUUCAAGGGCAAUACGUGCAUGCUCAGGCACUUUAGCGGUGUAUAGUCAACUUUUCCACGAGGCCCGUCCUUUCGCUGAGGUGUUCGAACAUAUGGCCGACGAAAUCCUGACCGAAGCCUCAUCAAAUACGCAAUCGCUCACCAAUGUCAUAAACACAAUAACGUCUAUGUUUCAAGGAAAUUUUGUACCACUGGCAGCCCUAUAUGACUCGCUCAAAAGCCAAAGUCAGGAAGAUCUGGCUCCUGGUCUCAAAAUGCAAACUGAUCAUGAGAGGACUCACGCAAACAAUGCGAAUGAACAAGUCCAGCAACCAGAAUUGACAUUACUACAACAAGAAUCAACUGGUCUGACACCAUUUUUGAGCGAACCCUCUGGAGAUCAGAUCGAUCAAUUGACGAAUAGUAUCACGUCAGACGUUACCAAAUCUGCGGUCGUAGCUGAAGAUGGUCUUGAUCUCAAUUGGCUCAAUCUGGAUAACGCUCUCUGGGAAUAUAUGACCUGA
Messenger RNA from Kwoniella botswanensis, 1017 nucleotides. RefSeq lists its product as uncharacterized. The transcript is spliced from 5 exons. Gene Ontology annotation, biological process: positive regulation of transcription by RNA polymerase II. Bases 1 to 1017 code for a protein of 338 amino acids. NCBI's taxonomy places the organism in Eukaryota, Fungi, Basidiomycota, Tremellomycetes, Tremellales, Cryptococcaceae. The record is from RefSeq and is a predicted model, not a curated record. Gene Ontology annotation, molecular function: DNA-binding transcription factor activity, RNA polymerase II-specific; sequence-specific DNA binding.